UUACCAGGUGGUGUAAACAGGUAGUGUAUAUAUUACCUGGAAAAUAUCGCCUGGAUUUCCGUACAUAUCUUUUGCCUUAUUCCGCCGGUGAAGAUGGCAUCGUCAUCGAUAGCUACGCCGUCGAUAGCUACUCCGGACACCUUAAUUACUCUUAAGGUUAACUUCGAUGGCACGACUCGUCGUUUUAAGUUGCCUCUUCGCGAGCUUGUUCUGAGCACACUCGAAGACAAGCUCCGUUCUUUCCUACAGAUCCCUGUUGGUACGGCUGUCAUAUAUGAACGGUAUUCCGAUUCGGCUGGAUCCUUCGUCGUCUUACAUCCGACCAAUGUUCCUGCUUACAAGCAACUCUAUCGAGCUGCUAAGGCCAAGCAAAAGUUAAAGCUGCGAGUAACUACGCAAGCCAAACCUGUGCCACAGCCCAAACCCGAACCCCAACCUCAACCUCAACCUCAAGCCCAGUCUCAAUCUCAGUCUCAGUCUCAGUCUCAAUCCCAGUCCCAGUCCCAGUCCCAGUCCGAGCUUGUGCUCGAGUCCGUGCCCGUACCCGCACCUCUAUCCGAACCGGAACCACACAAGGUCCCUAAGCCUGUUACUAUUGAAGACGAGCCCGAAACAGAGUCUCGAGAAGUAGUUGAGCCUAUUGCCCGUGUUCCGUCACCAACACCAGAGCCUUCUGCAUCAACUUCUUCUGAGGCCCCUACUGGAAUCUUAGACACUGUCCCUGUCUCCGACAUUCAUUCGAAUCUACCGAACUUCGUUAAGUUAUGGCAGAACCAUGGCAGACCCAGGAUCCAUCUGAAACGGGAUGCUGAAGGCAAAGAGGUAGUUGAUCUAUUGAGCUCUACGUCUUCAGCCCCGGCCGAGCCUUUGGUAUCGCUAGAGUCGAGCGAAGAGAACGUACUUCGAUGUCCUUUCACUCGGACUGCAUCAAAGAUGGCUCACACUACUGACCUAGCCUGGGAAACCCGCAAGAAAGAGACCGCUACCCCCAAGGCCCUGGAAGCUGCAGAUGUUAUAUUUCCUAAGCGUCAGUUCACUGUUUGCUGCAAUAGCUGCGACCGAGCCGUUCCCGAUGCUCAUUUCCACUGUUCUACCUGCGAUGACGGUGACUUCGACCUCUGCCAGGAUUGUGUCGACCGGGGCAUUACCUGCUACAACGAAGGCCAUUGGCUCAUCAAGCGGUUUCUUAAAGAUGGACAGGUCAAUUACAGCACUACUCACAUUGCUCCCAAAACCUCCCGUUCCCAAACAAGCAAGGCUCCCGUGAGCCUUCCUAUCAGACCCGCUGAGAAUGCAAACUUGGUACCUCCAACAAGAGUCUGGGAGGCCACUUACAAUGACCGCACCUGCAACUGUUGUGUUCAGGAUUUCCCCGGAGAGGACUUCCUUCACUGCACUACAUGCGAUGAUUAUGAUCUAUGUAAGAGUUGCUUUGCCAAGAACAAGCAUGGUCAUCACCCGGCACAUGGGUUCGCUCCUGCUGUCAAGGGUACCGCCUUCGAUCAUGAUGUGUCUUCGCUCUUGUCUCCCGGCCGAAAUGCUGCCCACAAUGCCAUUUGUGAUGGCUGCGACAAGUACGUCCGAGGUGUCCGAUACAAGUGCCUAGACUGCCCUGAUUGGGACUACUGCUCGGAAUGUGUAAUGAAUGCCGACUUCAUUCACCCCAAUCACCGUUUUGUAACAAUCUACGAGCCCUUGACUGAUCAGCCAUUCCGCUCCUUCAUGCGUGGUACACACUACGGCAUCUGCUGUGAUGGACCGCUAUGCUCGGCGUCCCGUGCUCAAUCGAGAUACAUUGUCGGUGUACGGUAUAAGUGUGCUGUCUGCCACGAUACCGACUUCUGCGCCAACUGCGAGGCUAGCCCCUCUAACACGCACAAUAAGACGCACCCAUUGAUCAAGUUCAAGACUCCGGUACGUCAUGUCAGCGUUACUACUACCGGUGAGCAUGAGGAUGGUCACCGUCUCCCCGCGAUGGGAGACCGCGCCCGGCCUAUCACCGUUGACAAUGUGGCUGCGGCUGCUCCAGCAGACGAGAGCAUUGCUGCCACGCCUGUGCAAACCGUAGUCGACGUGCAACCUACCGAGCAGCAAUCACCCAAGACAGAGGAGACGGACGAAAUCAAGAUCAAGAGUGAAGUAGUAGAACCUGAGGUAGUCGCCUCGAUCGAGAAGAAGCCAAACUCAGAUGAGCUCAUUGCCGUCUUCCUACGGGACACCAUUACCGACGGAACUGUUCUACCACCGAAUCAGACUUUUGAACAGGUCUGGGUUGUUCGAAACGAAGGUACCGUUCCCUGGCCGGCCGGCUGCUCUGUCAAAUUUGUUGGUGGCGAUUACAUGGGUGCCGUCGACCCCGCACACCCCGCCGGUAUUCACGAACUGGUGUCAGCCUCGGAGUCAACCGUCUGCUACAACACUCUUAACCCGGGCCAGGAAUUCCCUUUCACUGUCUUGAUGCGUACUCCGGAUCGGGAAGGCAAGGUGAUCUCGUAUUGGCGAUUGACGACCCCGGAUGGUGUCAAGUUCGGUCACAAGCUGUGGUGUGACGUAACUGUUCAGGCACCUCGUGUUAAGGCUGCCUCGGAAGAGUCGCAGCAUGAACUUGAUGUUAUCACCAGCCCAGCAUCAGGCUCUAAACUGGCGGAAAGCCAAAUGAUUAUUCCUAAACUAGAGCACGAAUCGCCAGCUGCUAGCAUGCACGAGAAGGCUCAGUCAGAAAGCGAACUGGAGGCAGAGACGGCCACUCUCGCCCAGUCGGUACAGGAUUCGCAGGAUUCACAGGAUGACGACUUUGAAGACUGUGGCGAGGACGAGGAAUGGGCCGAGUCUGAGAAUGGAUUUAUGACGGAUGAAGAGUAUGACAUUCUCGAUGCGUCGGACGAGGAGUAUUUCUCAGAACAGCACAAGUCGGCGUCGAGGAAGUAAAAGCGUAAUAAGCAUGCUGGGCACAAUUGGGGGAGGAUAAGGACUCGGUUGCAGUGUGAUGUUGGGUGAAGGUUCACCAUUUUCCUCUCACGGGUGUUACUUGUUUCGGAAGUUUUCGAUUCGGCGAUGGCUUCUCUCUUCCUGGCUAUGGAUCUCCAUGGCUUUUACACACACAUCUCAAC
Molecule: messenger RNA, 3110 nt
Organism: Daldinia vernicosa
Lineage: Eukaryota; Fungi; Ascomycota; Sordariomycetes; Xylariales; Hypoxylaceae
Exons: 4
Coding region: 94-2928 (944 amino acids)
Biological process (GO): macroautophagy
Cellular component (GO): phagophore assembly site
Molecular function (GO): zinc ion binding; ubiquitin binding
Source: RefSeq, a predicted model, not a curated record